AUGCGUCAGAUCGACUACAAGCACUGCCCAGGGGAUGACGAUUCCAUCCCGACCACCGACGAGGAGAAGAAAGUCCUCGUUGGCAAGCUGAUCGUGGCUUUGAAGAAUAUGGAAGGCAUCAAGGACAGCGAGGCAUCAAUCAGAACCUUCAACAACCGCAAUACUACCGAGCUUGAAUUUGAACUCACCGCUUGGGAGAUCCUGGAGGCAAUGAUCACCCGCCACGAGCUUGGGGCUUCUCUGACCCCUGCCCAUGCGAAGAGAAAGACCGGUAUCUUCGAGGUUCGAUUCCUGGCCGUCUGCCACGCUCUCGACUGCUCCAAGUCGGUGGCCAAGCACUGCCUCGACGCGGAGUACGUGAAGACCUUCGUCGACCACCCCAAGGGGGCCCUGGACCGAGUCCUCGGCAACAAGGUCGUCAAUGCCCGAAAGUCCGUCCUGCUCAAGGCCGGCAAGGAGGCUCUUGAAAAUUAA
This is a messenger RNA of Penicillium malachiteum, 474 nucleotides long. RefSeq lists its product as uncharacterized. Lineage: Eukaryota; Fungi; Ascomycota; Eurotiomycetes; Eurotiales; Aspergillaceae. The transcript has a single exon. The record is from RefSeq and is a predicted model, not a curated record. The coding region runs from base 1 to 474 and encodes 157 amino acids.